AUGCAAAGAAAACCAAUGAUCCCAGAGAAGAGACUCAGUGAAGUGACAAUCAACGACCUUGAAGUCCUCAACUGUGAAUAUGGCAAGAAUACAAUUAAGUUCCUUCGCCUUCAUAAAGAGGGAAAGAAGGAGUUUGUUAAAGAAGUGGAAGUGUGUGUGCAUCUCCGGCUGACUUCUCCUCAGGAGUACCUGGAAGGAAACAAUUCUCUUGUGAUACCUACAGACACCAUAAAGAAUAUUGUCCUCGUGUUGGGCAAAAAAAAUGGGAUCCCAAGUUUAGAACAAUUUGCUAUAGAUAUCUGCAAUCACUUCAUGACAACAUUUUGCCAAGUGGUGUACGUCAAAACCUACAUUCAAGAAGUACCAUGGCAACGUCUGCAUGAGGAUGGCGUUCCCCACAUUCACUCAUUCAUAUGUGUUCCUGAUGGGAUCCGCUUUUGUGAAGCUGAGCAGUGCCGGAAUGGUCCUCUGGUUGUCUUUGCUGGAAUUAAGGACCUGAAACUUAUGAAGACAACACAGUCUGGAUUUGAAGGCUUCUAUAAGAAUGAACACACCACACUUCCUGAAAGACAUGACAGGAUUCUGUGUGGAGAGUUCUUCUGCAAAUGGUCAUAUGGCGAAUGCAAGGAUUUUGACUUUAACUGCAUAUGGAAGAAAAUCCGUGAAUGUAUCCUUGAAGCCUUUGCUGGACCACCUGACUGUGGGGAAUAUUCACCCUCUUACCAGAAAACUGUCAACUCUAUCCAGAUGCAUGUCCUUUCCAGAGUGCCACAGGUACAGGUCAUAGAAGUCGUCUUGAACAACACUUUUUAUAACAUUGUAGACAUGAAGAAUCUAGGCUUGACCAAUGACAAAGAAGUUUUGGUUCCAGUGGAAACUCCUUAUGGCUCCUGUGCUUGCACACUUGGUCGGAAGAAGUUUUUUGAAGCACAAGGCCACAUGCUGAGAGAUGAGAGGAAAUGUCAGUUUGGACUGGCAGCUGCCCAGGGAAACUAA
Molecule: messenger RNA, 996 nt
Organism: Pyrgilauda ruficollis (rufous-necked snowfinch)
Lineage: Eukaryota; Metazoa; Chordata; Aves; Passeriformes; Passeridae
Product: uricase-like
Exons: 8
Coding region: 1-996 (331 amino acids)
Biological process (GO): urate catabolic process; purine nucleobase catabolic process
Cellular component (GO): peroxisome
Molecular function (GO): urate oxidase activity
Source: RefSeq, a predicted model, not a curated record